GGAACUGGAAGGCCUAGUGCCUCAGCAAAUCAAGAAAUGAAACUGUCUCCAACCUCUUACAGGGGCCCAUAGGUUAGAUCUGUCCGGGAUCUUGUAUUCGGAGCGCCCGUUGGAGGAGGGAAUGGAAUUUUUUGGUUGAUAACUUGAGAUUUAUAGCGGUGCAGCACAAAUCCAGAUCAAGCAGAUCUCAUCAGUUUCUCUGCAACCAUUUACAGAAAGAUCAUCGGUUGGAGGAUGUGUAUGUGAAGCUGGGAGAGAAAUGGUGACUUCCAAGGACGAAUUCGCCACUGAUAGCGACCAUUCCUCCGGCGACGUCCCGGCCUCGAAUUCCAGUCUCUACUCUGAAGGGGAAAAGGUCCUCGCUUACCAUGGCCCCCGCAUCUACAAAGCUAAGGUCCAAAAAUCUGAGCUUAGGGAGAAUGAAUGGAGAUAUUUUGUUCAUUACUUGGGUUGGAACAAGAAGUAAGUAAAUCACAUCUAACUUGGAAGGGUUUUCAGUUUUUGGUUCUGCAACAGUCUCUAGACUACCAUUUUGGUUAUGAUUUUAAAGUUGGGAUGAGUGGGUAGGCACUGACCGUUUGAUGAAAUUUACUGACGAGAAUAUCAUGAAGCAGCAGGAACUUGACAAGAAACAAGGAGUGGAAAAGAAUCCAAAAUUAGGACGUUCAUCGCAAACAAAACCUAGAAACUUAGCUGAUCUGAGAGUUGAGAAAGAUGAUACAAAAAACAAUGAUCUGAACGUGGAUAAAGAGGAAACAAAGACCAAUGUUUCCAAAGGGAAAAAGAGAAAGGCUGAUUCAGCAGCAGAGGACAAUGCAGCUACCGAGAAGCACAUCAAGAUUCAAAUUCCAUCAACUUUAAAGAAGCAACUUGUUGAUGACUGGGAGUUUAUCAGUAAGAAGAAUCUGCUUGUAAAGCUUCCACGGUCUCCCAGUGUUGAUAAUAUACUGACAAAGUAUCUUGAACUCCGGUCAAAAAAGGAUGUCACGAUGGCGGACUCAGUCGGAGAAAUUCUCAAUGGCAUAAGGUCAUAUUUUGACAAAGCAUUGCCCGUUAUACUCUUGUACAAAAAGGAGCGCCAACAAUAUCACGACGUACUCUCAGAUAAAAAUGUCUCUCCAUCUAGUGUAUACGGUGCCGAACAUCUGUUGCGCCUAUUUGUCAAGUUGCCUGAGCUACUUGCUUGUGUGAAGAUGGAAGAGGAGACAUUAACUAGCUUGCAGCAGAUAUUGCUGGAUUUCCUCAAAUUUCUGCAGAAGAAUCAGAAUACUUACUUCCUCUCUUCUUAUGGAGGAAGUAGCAAGGGUAAAGAUAGUUGAGUGGCUAAUGAAUGGUUUUCUGAUCCUCCUGGCCAAUGGCCAUAGCCGCCCCAUAAUUCCCCAUUUGUUGUAAAAUGUUACUUAGCUUAGCAAAAUGCUGUCUGCCUCUUGUCUGAAUCUUUGCUGCAGCCUAUUCUUGUGUUCAGUAAUACAAAUUACAAACAUUCACAAACCAUAAUCAAUUUGCACAUUUCAA
This is a messenger RNA of Cuscuta campestris, 1515 nucleotides long. The record is from the annotation of a GenBank genome assembly. NCBI's taxonomy places the organism in Eukaryota, Viridiplantae, Streptophyta, Magnoliopsida, Solanales, Convolvulaceae.